UUUUCGUUUCAGUUCAAAAUUGUUCCUUCAUCAUUUCAUUUCAAUUCUGUAACGUAUUGGUUUUGCUAAGUUAUAAGUUACAAUCUUGUGUCACAUAGAUAUGUAUCCACAUCCAGCGGCUAGGGCGCCUAAUCACGGGUAUUAUUACCCACAACCACAGUAUCCAUAUCAUCAUCAACCAAAUGUUAUUUAUGACGAGGAUUAUAAUAUUGUGGAAAGAAAUCCAUAUCCAUUUGAUGGUCCAUAUUUUGAUAGAAGAAUGGUGGAACCUAGUCAUCCUAUGAGAGCUGGUCAAAUUGGAUAUGAUCGUCAUGGAAGAUUAAGGCCUUAUCCCUUUUAUGAUUCAAGGUAUUCUUUUCAUGGAAGAGUUGAUCCUUACACUAGCUAUCAAGCUUACUAUGAGACACCACUAUUGGCAUUCCCUCAACCACCACCACCAGCAUCGGUUCACCCAUUUUGGACUCCAAGUUCGUGCACUAUUAUGUGACCUAGUUAAUUAGUUUUCUAGGGUUUUUAAUAAUUUAGAUGCUCCCCGUAAUUUUUUUGGGUUUAGAAGCAUUUUUAGUUUCUUUGAGUUAUAUUAACCUCUAUUAUCAAAAGAGGAUUAUAAGAUAUGCAAUUUGGUUUUUUUGGCUUGUUUCUCUUUUUAGCUUUUGUUUCUGUUUCCAUGUUUCAAUUCCUGGUUUUUUAUUGUAUUUGGGUUGGAGUGCCUUUGAACUCAAUUUUCUAUAUAUUAUUAACUUCA
This is a messenger RNA of Medicago truncatula (barrel medic), 745 nucleotides long. RefSeq lists its product as uncharacterized. Bases 101 to 487 code for a protein of 128 amino acids. The transcript is spliced from 2 exons. The record is from RefSeq and is a predicted model, not a curated record. NCBI's taxonomy places the organism in Eukaryota, Viridiplantae, Streptophyta, Magnoliopsida, Fabales, Fabaceae.